AUGGAUGACCCUUCGCUGCAACUACUCUCCAAAAUCGGAACGCUCCUCGCCCAAAGAACUCGUCAGAAAAAGGAUAUCAUCGUCAAAUCUCUGCGACAAGCUGCAAAUGCUUUGUGUCAGUUAGAACAGUCUCCUCAGCCACGAACAGCUAAAGAAGUACAAGCUGCUAAGAAACGAGAAGCUGCUUUGGAGCCCCUGGCUAAUGCUGUGGUUCGCGGUCUGCUUCAACACGCAGAUAAGGAAAUUAGGCUUCAGGUUGCCAUAUGUGUUACUGAACUUUUUAGAGUCAAGGCACCUGAACCGCCUUUUGAAGACAAGCAUUUAAGGGAUGUAUUUAAACUUAUCAUUAGUUUGUUUGCGGAUCUAUCUGAUAUUGCAAGUCCAUUCUUUUCAAAAAGGGUUAAAGUAUUGGACACCGUGGCUCAAUUAAGGUGCUGUGUAAUAAUGCUGGAAAUUGACUGCAUAGACCUGAUUCUCGAGAUGUUCAAUAUUUUCUUCUCAGUUGUGAGAGAUGAUCACCAUGAUAGUUUGAUUUAUGCCAUGUCUUCUAUAAUGAUAAACAUAUUGAAUGAGAGUGAGGAGGCUUCUCAACAACUAUUGGAAGUGAUUUUAAUAAAUCUUAUACAGCGGAAAAAAGAUGCAACUCGUGCUGCUUAUCAACUUGCUGCAUCAGUCAUCAAAACUUGUGCACAAGAGGAUGAGCUGAACCCCCUAGUUUGUAGGUUUUUAACUUCUUGUAUACAUGACAGAGACGCUGUGGACUGUGAGCUUAAAGAAUUUUACCAUGAAAUUAUCUUUGAAGUUUUUCAGUGUGCCCCUCAGAUGCUUCUUGCAGUCAUCCCAAGCUUAAUUGAAGAAUUAUUGGCUGAUCAGGUUGAUGUUCGGAUAAAAGCUGUCAAUUUGGUGGGGAAGCUUUUUGCACUUCCUGAACACCAUGCUGCGCAGUUGUAUCAUGAUCUUUUUGUGGAGUUUUUGAAAAGAUUUUCUGAUAAAUCUGUGGAUGUUAGAAUUAGUGCUCUACAGUGUGCCAAAGCUUUCUAUAUGGCAAAUCCUUAUGGUAGAGAAUCAAAUGAAAUUAUCACUUCUGUUGAAGAUCGACUAUUAGACGUUGAUGACCGAGUGAGAAUGCAGGCAGUUCUUGUUGCCUGUGAUAUUUCCUGCUCAAACCUGAAGCAUGUUCCAUCCAAACUAAUAUCUCAAACCACUGAAAGGCUUCGCGAUAAAAAGAUAUCUGUUAGAAAGAGGGCCUUGCAGAAGUUGAUUAAAGUAUAUCAAGAUUACUGCAAGAAAUGUUGUGAAGGCAGUAUGACAUUUAGUGAUCACUUCGAAGAUAUUCCAUGUAAAAUUGUGAUGCUUUGCUAUGAUAAAGAUUGUAAGGAAUUCAGGUCACAGAACAUGGAAUUUGUUCUUGCUGAUGGUUUAUUUCCUGAGCAUCUUUCUGCUGAGGAAAGGACAAAGCACUGGAUACACAUGUUUUCACUUUUCAGUUCCCUUCAUGAAAUGUCACUGAAUGCUAUUUUGACUCAAAAGAGAAGGUUGCAAAAUGAAAUGAAAAACUAUUUGGCUAUGCGGAAGACAUUGAAGGAAAUUUGUUCUGAAGAAAUACAGAAGAAGAUUGAAAGUAUGUUUACAAAAAUGGCAGCAUUCUUCCCAGAUUCUCACAAAGCUGAAGAGUGCCUCCAUAAGUUAGACCAAAUUAAAGAUAAUAAUGUGUUUAAAUCACUUGAAAGAUUGUUGGAGGAACAAACUUUCACAAUUGGACAAGCCAUUAAAGAUGAUCUUCUGGUAAUGAUUGGAGAUAACAAUCCAAAUUAUGAGUUUUUACGUUUACUCUUCUCCAAAUGUUCAUCCAACAUUUUCAGCUCAGAGCAUGUCCAGUGUAUCUUAGAUUAUCUUUCCAAUAGUGAAAGUGGAACUAUGAACUGGAAGGAUUCUUCUGCAAAUCUUCUUCUGGCUAUUGUUAGUAUGUUCCCCUCAAUGCUGAAAGGCUUUGAAAAGCAAUUGCAAAUGUUGUUGGAGCAUGAAAGUCCUGUUAGUGAUAAGCUGAUGGAGGUUAUAACAAAGGCAGGCUCUCAUAUUUCUCUCAACCUCAGUGUUAUUUAUCCGUUUCUUGAGAGAAUGUGCUUGGGUGGAACUCGCAGACAGGCCAAAGUUGCAGUCUCUGCAAUUGCUACCUUUAGUUCCGAGCAUUCUGUUUUCUUAAACUUAUUUGAGGAACUAAUUGAUUCUUUGUAUAGCCAGUGGAAUGUCCCAACAAUUUUGCAAUCUCUGGGAUGCAUUGCACAAUACUCUGUUUCAACUUUUGAAACUCGAGAUGAAGAGAUCACAUCAUAUAUAUGCCAGAAGAUUAUUCAAAUGGAGCACUUGGAUGAUGGUCAUGGUGCGACAUCCUUUCAUGAUACCUCUCAAUGUAGCAAAUCUUGUCAAUUAAAGAUUUAUGGGCUGAAAACACUGGUAAGGAGUUCUUUGCCUUAUCAAGGGAACCACGUCAAACAGAAUAUUAAUGGAUUGCUGGACAUUUUGUCAAGAAUGAUAUGCGAAAGUGAUAAUUUUGUUAGUACAGAUACAGGCUCAUGUGAAAAUGAUAAGGCUCAUAUUAGAUUAGCUGCUGCAAAGGCAAUUCUUCGUCUUGCUAAGAAGUGGGAUUUACGUAUUACUCCAGAGAUUUUUCGCUUCACUAUUUUGAUUGCGAAGGACUCUUCUUCUUUUGUUCGGAGCAAAUUUCUUAGUAAAACACAAAAGUUGUUGAAGGAGCGUAAACUACCUAUCAGAUUUGCUUGUGCUUUUGCAUUGGUAGCGACAGAUGGCAGCGAGGAUCUGCAAUAUCAUAACUACAAAUAUAUGGCAGAGUUUAUUAAGGAUUACAGUAUAGUAGCUCGUAAACGACAAACUUCUGCUGUUCAAGGAGCAAUAAUUGAUUACCCUGCAUACAUUUUGGUCUUCUUGAUCCACGUGCUUGCUCAGGAUAGUGACUUUCCAUUUGAUGUCUGUCAAGAUGAAAAACUGUAUGCUGACCUUUGUAGUCCACUUUUCUUUGUCCUGCAGGCAUUGCUUGAUGCCAGUAUUGUUGAUGGUGACCUAGACCUUGUUAAUGACGCUGUCGUACAUCUAUUUAGUAUUUUUAGAGCAAUCAGAAAAGUUGAGGAUGCUUUUGAUGUGCAGAUGACUACUAAGCUGCACAUGCUGGCUGAAAUUGGAAUAUUUACUUUAAAUGCCUUAAAUCAAAGUAGAACUUCUGUAUCGCAAGCCCCUGCACAAGUUUUGCUGCCUUCAUCAUUAUAUAGAGUGAGUCUCACUAAGAACAGUGCUAAUUCAAAAUGUCCGAGGUCCUUUUUUGAUGAAAGUUUUCUACGUAGCAUCUUUCACACACUUGAAUCUAAUGCCCCUCAUGCAUAUGCUCAAAAGCCUGCAAAAUCACUUCCUAAGCAUGGUCGCAAGGGUCAACAGGAUGUCCCAAAGCCUGACAUCAAUAUUUGUGGUGUACUGGACUUGGCAUGUAGCAAACCGGACGAUUUGUCAAGGAGAGCAAUAACAAACGUUAAAACUGUGAGGGCUGAUAUUCCUUCAGUAAAAAGGAGAAAACAUGUGCCUUUGUCUGGUUCUGGAUCAAUUGGUUUGCAUGAAUGCUCUACAAUUGAGAAACUGCAAAAAUGUGUAUCAAAACAUUGUGAAAAAACUUUAGAGAGAAACCUGCUUUCAUGUAGUGAUUCUGAGGGCUAUAAGGGUUCUCUGGCUGAAUCAUGCGUGCCAACCCGUAAAUCGAAAAGAGCUGCUGCUUGUUAUCUGAAAAAUGCGGUGACUAGUAGUACUGUUCAACAUUUCAAAUGCCCGAGAACCAAUCUCAAAGAUACAUGUAGCUCAAAGAAGCACGAUAUACUGGCAGAUGAUUCAAAUAAAAAUAAUUUCUGCCGCUGUGAUCCUGGUGAACAUUCUUCUCUCACUAGCAUAAAGAAAAGUACUGCUACAACAGGAGGUCUAACAGCCAAAGAGAGAACAUCUCUGAAUCAGGAAAAUAGUAAAUAGUGCAGCAACCAGCAAAUCGAUCUCAUGGCUGAUAUUUGUUUGUAUGCCACCUGAAA
Molecule: messenger RNA, 4079 nt
Organism: Gastrolobium bilobum
Lineage: Eukaryota; Viridiplantae; Streptophyta; Magnoliopsida; Fabales; Fabaceae
Product: sister chromatid cohesion protein PDS5 homolog B
Exons: 26
Coding region: 1-4023 (1340 amino acids)
Biological process (GO): mitotic sister chromatid cohesion; DNA repair
Cellular component (GO): chromatin; nucleus
Source: RefSeq, a predicted model, not a curated record